Cuscuta europaea is the source of this 2911-nucleotide messenger RNA. The record is from the annotation of a GenBank genome assembly. NCBI's taxonomy places the organism in Eukaryota, Viridiplantae, Streptophyta, Magnoliopsida, Solanales, Convolvulaceae.
CCGAGUUCGAAUCCCGGCAACUGUGAUAAGGGGUUACUAUGCUAAAAAUGCAUAGGGGCUCUGCAAAUACCGGGGACAAAACCACACGCUCUAUCUGUCAGAUUGAGAUUAUAGUCCAAUUUACGUCCUUUUUUGAUCUAGAAUAAAAUACCGAGUAUUCCGGAUAAUAGUACACUCAUCAGUGAUACAAACCGAUAUGGCAACAUCGGACUGAGUUUAGUGCACCGACGAAAUGUGUUUCUGUUCUUGUUGUGGGCCCCUCAACCCAAAAGACACGCGUGCUGACUUCUGAUUGGGUGGAAUAUUGAAACCCCAUAACGUGGUUUACAUCUACGCAAACGCGUUCCCAUCGAAAGGGGAUACUAGGGAAGCAAAAUCAAGAACCCCUCUGGAAGUAAAUCAUCAGUGUACUCCGCAUCUAGGAUUGUUUGCGUCUGCCAAAAGGACUGUGAAAGCGCGAGCUUGAUGUUGAUGAUCGACAUGAGAUUUUGAGCAAUAUUCACUUCUCCUUUUAUUCACUGAUCUCCUUUUCUUGGCCCCUGAACAAUCAUUAUUGAUUGAAGAAAAGUGAAGCUUGAAGACGCGGGAAGGAGGAGAGCUUUUCCUCGAUCCGUUCACGCCACUGGAUUAAAAUGGCAAGCAAAUCAGCAUUGGCGGAUAAUCGGACUAGAAGAUCCGUGUCAAUAUUCAUUGUUGCUGGUCUAUGUUGUUUCUUCUAUUUACUAGGGGUGUGGCAAAGAAGUGGGUUUGGUAAGGGAGAUAGCAUAGCCCAGGAGGUGACCAGGUCCACCACUGACUGCAAUGCAUUGACGAACCUCAACUUUGAGACCCAUCACGAAGGUCAACCAGGAAGUGUUGAUGACUCAAAGCCUAAGGAAGAAAUCAAACCUUGUCAUCCUCGUUACACUGAUUACACCCCAUGUCAAGAUCAAAAUCGUGCCAUGACUUUCCCAAGGGAAAACAUGAUAUACCGAGAAAGGCAUUGCCCUCCCCAAGAAGAGAAGCUGCACUGUCUUAUUCCUGCACCUGAAGGGUACGUGACCCCGUUUCCGUGGCCAAAGAGUCGUGACUAUGUUCCUUAUGCCAACGCACCUUACAAGAGCUUGACUGUUGAAAAGGCAAUUCAAAACUGGAUUCAGUACGAGGGGAAUGUGUUUCGAUUCCCGGGAGGUGGGACCCAGUUCCCUCAAGGAGCUGAUAAGUAUAUCGAUCAGCUUGCUUCAGUUAUCCCGAUUGAGAAUGGUACUGUUCGGACUGCAUUGGACACUGGUUGUGGGGUUGCAAGUUGGGGUGCCUAUCUCUGGAAGAAAAAUGUUAUAGCAAUGUCAUUUGCCCCUAGAGACUCACACGAGGCUCAAGUUCAGUUUGCCCUUGAAAGGGGUGUCCCGGCUGUAAUUGGUGUGCUUGGGACCAUCAAGAUGCCAUACCCCUCCCGUGCAUUUGAUAUGGCUCAUUGUUCUCGUUGUCUGAUUCCAUGGGGAGCUGCUGAUGGAAUAUUAAUGAUGGAAGUUGAUAGAGUUCUUAGACCUGGAGGCUACUGGGUGCUUUCUGGGCCUCCUAUCAACUGGAAGGCUAACUACAGAGCUUGGCAACGCCCUAAAGAUGAACUUCAAGAAGAACAGAGGAAAAUUGAAGAGGUUGCUAAACUUCUAUGCUGGGAGAAGAAGUCUGAAAAGGGUGAAAUUGCAGUUUGGCAGAAGAGGAUGGAUGCAGAAUCGUGCCGUGCAUCACAAGAGGAUUUGACAGCUACUUUUUGUAAAUCUACAAAUCCGGAUGAUGUGUGGUACAAGAAGAUGGAGACAUGCAUUACUCCAUCACCUGAUGCUAACAUAGACGAGAAGCUGAAGCCAUUCCCUGAGAGACUGAAUUCAGUUCCCCCAAGAAUCGCUAGUGGACUGGUUUCAGGUGUGUCAGUAGAGGAAUAUAAAGAAGACAACAGAAGGUGGAAGAAACAUGUGAGUGCGUACAAAAGAAUAAACAAAAUCCUAGAUUCAGGAAGGUAUCGCAAUAUAAUGGAUAUGAAUGCUGGAUUGGGAGGAUUUGGUGCAGAGCUUACAUCUCCCAAGAUGUGGGUUAUGAAUGUCGUGCCCACUAUAGCCGAGAAAAACACUUUGGGUGUUAUAUAUGAACGUGGAAUGAUUGGUAUCUACCAUGACUGGUGCGAAGCCUUCUCCACGUAUCCGAGGACUUACGAUCUCAUUCAUGCGAAUGGAGUCUUCAGCUUAUACAAAGAUGUGUGUGAUUUUGAAGACAUUCUGUUGGAGAUGGACAGGAUUGUACGUCCAGAAGGGGCAGUUAUUAUCAGGGACGAAGUAGAUGUUCUGGUAAAAGUGAAGAAGAUAAUCGGCGGCAUGCGGUGGGACUUUAAAUUGGUAGACCACGAAGACGGUCCUCUCGUUCCUGAGAAAAUACUAGUUGCAGUCAAACAGUAUUGGACCGUGGCUGAGAGCAACACUACGUCCACACGAAGACAAUGAGGAUUCCAAAUAUAUCUUUUUAAUUAUGAAUGCAAGUUCAUAUGAGAAUACAACAUUCAUUUCCACAGCAGGAUUUAUGCUCCAGAAGAGAUUCUGACUAUCAGGAGUAGGCUCUGUGCUCUUUUUAAUCACCGAUGAAGUUAGUUUUGUAACAUUAUUGUUAUUUUUUACUAUUAUUAUAUGUUCUCUUUUUCGUUCAUGUCAAACAAUGCAUGAUAAAAGAUUUUAGCAUUGUUUCAAAAACAGAAUAUUUGAUUCUGCUAUUUUCUUUACUAAAAAGAUUGUCCCAAUCUUGAGGAGCCCACCACCCUUAAAAGUCGUAGGGAGGAGAUAAAUCAGAGAGCAAUGUUAGUGAAUCUGUCCAAUGUUUGUACUCACCCUCUUAUGCUCACCUUUGUGUGAGGCUUAUUUUUGUUAAUGAAUAGGAUUCACGG